GGGAAUUUGGUAUCCAUGAAUUUUUUUUUCCCAAAAUUUUAUUUUUUUUUUUUUUUUUCCUUCCAAGUUUUUGGGAUGGUUCCAUUCCUGAAUUCCAUCCUGGGAACUUUGCUGCCCGUGCUGCCCUUGGUCCGGACGGAUUCCAUGAAAUGUUCCUUCUGCUACGCCCUGCAGCGUUUCAGUGAGAGCAUCCAGGAGUAUCUGGCAGGGCGGGAUCAGGCCCCCGACCCCACGAUCCGCAGAGACGCCUUCGCCCAGGAAAUGGGGGCGGCGUUCGAGAUCCUGCAGCAGGGCUGGAGCCACAGCCGGGAGCCACAGGUGCGCCUGGCCGUGGUGGAAGCCCUGGGCCCCAUGAGCUCCCUGAUUCCCGAGGAAAAGCUGGAAGAGCAAAUCCCAAAAAUCCUGCCCGGAAUUCUCGGCCUCUACAAGAAACACCCGGAGCCUUUUCCCAUCUCCAAGAGCCUGUGCCAGGUCCUGGAGUCCUCGGUGGCCAUUGGGAGCAGGAACCUGGAGGCGCAGCUGGAAUCGCUCCUGGCGGCGCUGCUGAGCCAGAUUUGUGCUCCAGCUGAUCCCAACAUCCCCACGAGUGCCAAGAACCACACGGAGCUGCUGCGCUGCUUCUCUGUCCUGGCCUCGGCCUUCCCGGAGCGGCUGCUCCCGUUCCUGACGCCGAAGAUCGAGGGCAGCUCCGAGCGGCUCCGCGCGGGGGCGCUGCUGGUGCUGAGGCACCUCCUCAACAGCAACCCUUCCCAGAUGGAAAUGAAAAAAUCUUUCAUCAUCUCCUCCCUGAGGCUCCCACUGCAGGAUAACAGCAACAAGGUGAAACGAGCCCUGGUCCAGCUCAUCAGUGCCCUGGGCCACCAUGGCUACCUGGAGCAGCCGGGGGCUGAAGCUCUGCUGGAGUUCCUGGUCCGUCAGUGCUGCCUGCCCGUGGACUCGCCCCCCGGAAUUCCAGAAGAAAAUUCCGAGGAUCCCACGAACGACAACGUCCGGAGCAUCAGUGUCAGCACCCUGCUGCUGCUCAGCACCACCGUGCACAGGAUGGGCCCUGUUUUGUGGCCGUUCCUGCUGGAAUUUCUGAUCCCAGCUCAGUUCAGCCCAGCCCUGACCCCUCUGUGCAGGAGUUUGACAUUCCUGGCUGGAAAAAUUCGGGAAGAACAACCGGAAAAUGAGACCUGGAUCCGCUCUGAGCAUCGUGGAAAUUUUCCGUCUCCUCAAGCUCUGACCGUCAGGCUCUUGGCCGUUUCCUCCCAGCCCUUCCUCUCUCCCGGCCGCGGCGCCGCCGCCCUGCGCCUGCUCCAGGUGCUCCAGGUCCAUCCCCAGCUGGAAGAGAACACCGAGAAUUCCCUGUGCCAGCAGGAAUGGGAGGAGAAGCUGCUCCAGUUUCUCCGGGAAUCCCUGGCGUCCAUCCCGGAUAAAUCCUGGAUUUGCCCUUUGGUGUCGGAGAUUUUCCGGCAGCUCCGCGCCUCCGACGGCUCCCAGGGGGAAAAGGAUUUCCUCUACAGAUCCAUGGGGACGGCGCUGGGGUUGUGUCCCAGUAAGGAACUGGUCCGGAAGCAGCUCCAGGAACUCCUGGAAAACGCCCGGUACCAGGAGGAGGCGGAGCGGGAGGGUCUGGCUUCCUGCUUUGGGAUUUGUGCCCGGAAUCAUCUGGAAGAGACUUUGGAAAAGUUGGAGGAAUUUGUGAAAUCCGACGUCUUCAAGAAAUCCCUGGGAUUGUUCAGCAUCUUCAAGGAAAGGAGCGAGGGGGAGCUGGAGAAGCUCCGCAGUGGCCUCGUGCUCUGCUACGGCCGCGUGGCCGAGGCGGCGCCUCCGGAAUUGCUGCAUUCCCGCCUGGAAUCCCAAAUCCUGAAAAACAUCCUCCAACACGGCCACACCAAGGUUCUGGGAAUAAAAGUAGAGACCAAGGACACGGCGCUGAAGCUCAGCCUCGCCCGCAGCAUCUCCAUGAUCAGUCGAGCCCUGGCCCGCGGGAAUUCCGGGAAUUCCGGGAAUUAUCCAGGGAAUGACACCGGGAAUUCUGCUGGGAAUUCUGGGAAUUGUCCUGGGAACGGCCCCAGGGGCUCCAUCAGCAUCGCCCGCAAGGCCGAGCUCGUGGCGCUCAUGGUGGAAUUCCUCAGGGCGGAGCCUCCGGACACGCUCCGGACGCGGCUCCGGCAGCGAGCGCUGAGCACCUGCAGCCACCUCCUGGCCCUGGAGCCGCCGCUGGGCGAGGCCGAGCGCUCGGAGCUGCUGCUCCCGGCUCUGGGCUCCGUCCUGGCGCUGCCGCCGCCGGAACCCGGGAAAAACCGGGAAGAGCCCGGAAACCAGGAUCUGUUCCAGGACACGCUGGGAGCCCUCAGGGAGCUGCUCCAGGGGCUCCUCCGGAGGCGCCUCAGCCCCCACGGCCUCCAGGAGAUCUUUGCCCAUUUAGGCCCCUGGAUCAAAUCCCCGCGGGAGCAGGAGCGGGAGCGCGCCCUCGCCCUCAGCAAAUCCCUGCUGGAAUUUUUCCUGGAAAAUCUCCACGUCAGCUCUGUCACUCCCUUCUACAACCUGAGCUCGCUCCUGGCCCUGCUGGCUCCGCGCUGCUCCGACGGAAUUCCCAAAAUCCGCACGGAUUCCGUGGAUUGUGUCCGAUCCCUGCUCCGCAUCCAGCUCUGCUACGAAGGUUUUUCUCGGGAUCAUCGGGACGAGCUCCUGGAAGGGCUGGAAUUGCUGAAGGAGGGGCUGGAAAAUCCGGAUUUUUCCAUCCUGUUCCACACCUGCACCCGCAUGGGAUCGGUGGUGGGGAAGCGAAUCCCCCCGGAGCAGCUGCUGAGGCUCCUCCUGGAGCUUUUCCAGGCCUGGGACGAUCCCGACGGGAAUUGUUCCCGCGCCGCCUCCGUCCUCUGCAACUCCCUGCUCCGGGAGCGCGGCGCCAUCCUGCAGGAAAAGGUUCCCGAGCUCCUGGCCGUGAUCCACUCCAAGCUGGAAUUGCAGGAGCAGGAGCAGCUCCGGAGGGCGGCUCAGCAAUCCGUGCUCAUCCUGGCGCUCCAGCAUUCCAAAGUUGUGGUUUCCACCCUCCUGGGGAGCUCCCUGCCCUUCGACAGCCACACCUGUGCCAUGUGGAGGGCGCUGGGCACGGAGCCUUCCCUGACUUCCCAAAUUUUGGAGCAGCUCCUGGAAAAGCUGAGCCGGGAAAUUCCCUUCAAGGAGAGCAAAUCCUUCCUGCUGGGGAGCGGCUGCGAGCGCGUGGCCACGCCCCUGCCCCUGGCCGCCACGUGCGCGCUGGAUGAGCUCAUGUCUGCUCCGGAGGCGGCGGCCGCGAUCCUGGAGCGAUUCCCGGCGCUUUUCCAGCGGCUCCUGCUGCGCCUCGGCUGCUCCGUGGGCGUCCAGCUCCCGAAAUUCCUGCAGAAUUCCUGCCGGGAAAAACGGGGCCAGGGAGCGGCCGGCAGGAGCCUGAGGCCCUGCAGCUGUGCCGUGGAGACGCUGCAGACGAUGCUGGUGCGGGCUGGGAACGACGACGUCGUGCGGGAUGUGGCAAAUUCCGGAGGUUGGGAAUUGAUGGAAAUUCCCGAGCGGCACCACGACGGAAUCGCCCUCCUGGCCGGGGCCAUGGCUCGGCUCUGCGGGCCCCGGCUGCCGCCGAUCGUCCGGAGCCUCAUCCCGGAGCUGGGAAGCGUCUUCGAGUGCCAGAGGGUGACCAGCACGGCAUUCCUGGCCGAGCUGCUCAACCACAACGUGGUGAACGACCUGGUGCUGCUGGAGCCGCUGCUGGACGCGCUGACGGCUCUGGAGAAGGAUUCCUGCCUCCUGGUGCGGGUGCUGGCGCUCCGGGGGCUCGGGAACGUCGCCUCGGGAUCCCCGGAAAAGAUCCGGCGGCACGGCGCGCAGCUCGUGGCCUCCAUGGUGGGCGGCCUGGACGACAAGGACGAUCCCAACAACCGGCUGGCGCUGGAAUCCAUGUCCAGCCUCUCCAGGAUCCUGGAUCGCCUGGAGCCGCCGGACGUGCAGCCCCUGCUGCUCCGCGUCUCCAUCCGCAUCCGGCCCUUCUUCGACAGCGAGCACCCCGACCUCCGGCGCUCCUCCAUCGUCCUUUUCGGGAACCUUUCCCGCUUCGGCCGCUCCGACUCCGAGGUUUUCUCAGAGCAGAUCCUGAACGGGCUCGUGACGCUGCUGCUGCACCUGCAGGACCCCCAGCCCGACGUGGUCAAGGCGUGCAAGUUCGCCCUGCGGAUGUGCGGGCCCAGCCUGGGCUGCGAGGAGCUGCGGGAAAUGUUCGGGAAUCACCUGCGGGAGGAGCGGGGGCUGCACUACGGGGAGUUCAUCAACCACGUCUGCAAAUCCCUGUUGCGCGCUCACCCCGCUCUCCUGAGCCGCCUCCUCUCCACCAACCUCUUCUACUUCAAGAGCCCCUGGCGGGAGCUGCGGGCGGCGGCGGCCAUGUUCAUCGAAAUCCUGGGGGCUUUGGUGCCAACAAAAAGCGGGAAGGGAUGGAAAUGA
Molecule: messenger RNA, 4461 nt
Organism: Oenanthe melanoleuca
Lineage: Eukaryota; Metazoa; Chordata; Aves; Passeriformes; Muscicapidae
Gene: MROH1
Product: maestro heat like repeat family member 1
Exons: 37
Coding region: 16-4461 (1481 amino acids)
Cellular component (GO): cytoplasm
Source: RefSeq, a predicted model, not a curated record